AUGGAGUCCAACCUGCAAGGGACGUUCCUGCUGAACAACACGCCGCUGGCCCAGUUCCCGGAGAUGAAGGCCCCCGUGUGCCAGUACUCGGUGCAGAACUCCUUCUACAAACUCAGUCCGCCGGGGCUGGGCCCGCAGCUGGCCGCCGGCACCCCGCACGGCAUCACGGACAUCCUGAGCAGGCCCGUGGCCACGCCGAACAGCGGCCUGCUCUCCGGCUACCCCCACGUGGCCGGCUUCGGGGGACUGGGCUCCCAGGGCGUCUACUACAGCCCCCAGGUGGGGAAUUUCUCCAAGGCCGGGAACGAGUACCCCGCCCGGACCCGGAACUGCUGGGCGGACACGGGCCAGGACUGGCGAGGCGGGCGGCAGUGCAGCAGCACCCCGGACCCCCUGAGCGACAGCAUCCACAAGAAAAAGCACACGCGACCCACCUUCACGGGGCACCAGAUCUUUGCCCUGGAGAAGACCUUUGAGCAGACCAAGUAUUUGGCUGGCCCUGAGAGGGCCCGCCUGGCGUACUCCCUGGGGAUGACCGAGUCACAGGUCAAGGUGUGGUUCCAGAACCGCAGGACCAAGUGGCGGAAGAAGAGCGCCCUGGAGCCCUCGUCCUCCACGCCCCGGGCCCCGGGGGGCGGGGCGGGCGCGGGCGGGGACCGCGCGGCUUCGGAGACGGAGGACGACGAGUACAACAAGCCGCUGGACCCGGACUCGGACGACGAGAAGAUCCGGCUGCUGCUCCGCAAGCACCGCGCCGCCUUCUCGGUGCUGAGCCUGGGCGCGCACAGCGUCUGA
Molecule: messenger RNA, 795 nt
Organism: Pipistrellus nathusii (Nathusius's pipistrelle)
Lineage: Eukaryota; Metazoa; Chordata; Mammalia; Chiroptera; Vespertilionidae
Source: the annotation of a GenBank genome assembly